Messenger RNA from Amphibalanus amphitrite, 1712 nucleotides. RefSeq lists its product as uncharacterized. The transcript has 6 exons. The record is from RefSeq and is a predicted model, not a curated record. NCBI's taxonomy places the organism in Eukaryota, Metazoa, Arthropoda, Thecostraca, Balanomorpha, Balanidae. Bases 129 to 1436 code for a protein of 435 amino acids.
GACAAAGGCGUUCCCAAGCAUCGGGGUCGUAUGCGGUCACUUUCCUCAUUCGGCAUCGAACGGUAUUUAGGCCGUGGGUGGCAUAAACGAACAACAAACGUCAUGUGGAUGCGUGCUUAUUUAUAGACAUGGUUAUUGUAUUCUUGCUUUUCUUAAAUUGUCUUUAUGACUUGGCCAUAAAUGCGGCAAUAUCACAAAGAGAGCUGGAUAAAACACAAAAAGAAAGUUUGCAAUAUCGAGAAGUGGACACUCUUGACUCGGGUGAUGCUACUACAUUUCAAGAAAAUUCAAUUGCAGCUCGUAAGGCUCGCCGACUCUCAGAUUCACUGGAAACAACAGAACCAAAUCAGCAGCAGCGGUUCCGGCAACGGAGAGAAGCUGUGGUGAAGAAGAAUGCCACCAUGACGGCUGUGAUUAACGGCAUGCCCGUCCAAAUAUCACCCCUGUCGCUCGACUCGGAAGGUUCAGCCUCCGUCGAUCUCAGCGGCUUAUCGGUCAGCUCUGACGACGCGGACACCGUGACGGGCGAGCUGGUGGCGGCCGACGAAGUCGGAAACAUGGCCGCCGGCAUGGCUGAGCUCGAGAUGCCGGCCAAGGGAGCCAAAGGGCCUGUCUACGAGCUGGUCGGAGCCGGCGUCCGGCUGCAGCCGCCCAAACAGCGCCCCCGACCGCCCCCGCCCCCGCCCCCGCCGCCGCGACCCCGGCCACGGCCGGCCAGCCAAAAAAGCGCAGUGGGAGAGGUGAUGGUCAACAUACAACAGGACGACCAGAAGCGUUUCGGUAAGAAGCCGCAGCGCCACUGGUGCGACCUGGGCGGCGUCUGGAUCAACGACGAGGGCUCGCUGCUGCUGACGCUGGGUUUUCCGGCGGCCGACCGCACCGUGCUCUCCGGCUACCUGAGCCAGGUGUCUGUGGACAUGACGCCCGAGGAUCGGCGGCGGCGGCGGCGGCGGCGGCGGGAGGCGGACACCGCCACCGAGCCGCCGACGCGGCCGCCGCCGCGGUUCCGGCCGCCGCCGGCCGGCGCCUCCGGGCUGCCCUCCUCGCUCACCAAUCGGACGGCGCUGCAGGGCUCGGCCGUGUCGCGCGCCGGCCCGUUCGCGCUGGCCACCAAACACAGCGGCGGCGCCGUCGGCAGUCUGGUCGGACAGUGCCAGACGUGCGGCGGCCUGGACACGAUCGUGGCGCACGUGUUCGCCGUCUCGGAGGUGUUCACGUGUCUGGACGCCAUGUGGAACCAGAAGGCGGUGCGCGUCAUGUUCAGGAAGUGGGGAGAGCGGCAUCGGCGCCGCCACCGGCCGCCGCUGGAGCUCGACACGGAGGUGGUGAUUAAACAGAGGGACCGGGGGCCGCAGCGACCGCCGCCGCCGCCGCCGCCCCGCGAGGAGACCAUGGUGCGGACUGAGGAGGUGGUUGAUAAGUACGGUCAGAGGUGAAUGUACCAUUCGUAACAACCAGAGCUCCAACGCACUGAAUUUGAUUUCCUGCCGAUUUUAUGAUAGAAAGUUGGGUGUUAUUUUGUGCUCCACCAGAUGAAUGUUUAUGACGCGCAGAAUGUUAAUGACACGCAGCUCUUUCAAAGAGUCCGCAACCUAGGCAUGAUAUGUUUAGGUACUGUGCGAAUGUACGGCCAUUUGAAAUGACCUUCGAAGAUUGAGGUAUGGGACUGAGCGAAGCGAACGAAAUACGACGAAAUAUAUUUCCACAUGUGA